AUGUCACCUCGAUCAGCGCUUCUGUCUCUUCUUCUCUCUGCUCUGCCGCUGGUGUCAGCCCAGGAAUGCACUCUUCAGUUCGACGGCAGGAUACCCGAUGGCUUCGCAGCCGCCGACUUUGACCAGGCGAAUAACAUCUUCAGCCCCGACAAUGUCUUCGGCCAAGGCCUCGCUUUCAGCCAGCUCAUCCAGCUCCCCGCGAUAGGCGCCUCCCUCUUCGACGACGCCACAGUCCCCUUCGAAGUCACAAUCUCCGACGACUCCAUCUUCGCCCCCUCCGCCGACAACAUCCAAACCGGCUUCCGCCGCGCCGAGCUCCUCCCCGCCUCCAACGACGGCACCGACCCUUCCACCACGGGCGUCAAGACCCUGCAUUUCAGCCUCAUGAAGGACAACGCGCGCGCCUUCAACCUGUCCCACGAGUACCAGCUCGUCUUCCUCGAGAGCGCCGACUUCUCCACGAACCAGUUCGUGCUGAAGACGGGCACGAUUCUGGGCGGGAAUACGGCUGAUCCGGAUACCCUGCAGCUUUUUGGGAAUGUGAAUCAGGGCCAGUUGUUGUUUAGUACACCUUUUACGGCGGGGGUGUUUCAUAACUUUGGUGUCGUGCUCGACUUUGAUGCUCUUACGACUCAAGUCUUGUACUCGACCGGCGACGACCCGCUCGAGGCCCAGACCGACGCCAUCGACAACGACGUCAGCGGCGAGGGCCAAUUCCACUUCGGCGUCCUCAAGAAACCCACCGACUCCGCCGGCGACAUCACCAAGGACGGCUUCCAGGAGGCGGGCAUCGAUGAGGGGUUAAUCUACGCGGGCAUCUUCCAGGAGGAUUCGUCGGACGGUUGCAUCAGCUUGUCUCUGUAA
Messenger RNA from Scedosporium apiospermum, 864 nucleotides. RefSeq lists its product as uncharacterized. The record is from RefSeq and is a predicted model, not a curated record. Bases 1 to 864 code for a protein of 287 amino acids. Lineage: Eukaryota; Fungi; Ascomycota; Sordariomycetes; Microascales; Microascaceae. The transcript is spliced from 4 exons.